Caenorhabditis sp. 36 PRJEB53466 is the source of this 4195-nucleotide messenger RNA. Lineage: Eukaryota; Metazoa; Nematoda; Chromadorea; Rhabditida; Rhabditidae. The record is from the annotation of a GenBank genome assembly.
AUGGAGAGUGUGGAGACUGGAAAUACCUUAAAAUUGUCCAUUUUCGCGUCUGUCGACGGAGUCAGUCUUCACGGGAAUUCAAAGUAAGGAAUCGAACGAGAUGUCAUACAAAGUUGGUGUACUUUUAGGAAAAAAAUCUGGCCAUGCACUCUCAAACUUGCUGAUCUUCCCACCGCUGAAAUGCAAAAGUCGGAAAAUAUUAUGUUAGAGGCUAUAGUUGAAGGAGUGAAGAACCCAUCUACAACUUUCUGGAACACUUUAUUGCCUUUUAUUUUCACCGAUAUUGAAGGAAAAACGGGACAGGUGAACGGAACGUCAUUUUCUGCCAAAAUCGUCUCAUUCACGGCCGAUCAGCCGGUACUCGGAAUACUACAUGCACUAAGUAACGAAAAUUCCACUUUUUCCAGGCCAAGAGAAGUUUGUUCGGAUUCGCUGCUCCAAAUUCCGAAUUAAGUUGUUUCUACGGUCUUUGUUCGGGAACUUUGCACAAAAAACGUGGACAAGGUCCCACAAAGUCCGAAAUUUCUAGCUGAACAAUAAAUCUCGUUUAGAAAGAUACACUGUGCGUCAGGGCGACCUGACGAAACAAGACGGACUGUCAGGGACCAACGGAUUCAAGAAUGUACCGCCCAAGAUUCUUGAUAAGAUUCUCCCAUACGACACAAUUGUUGACGUCUUGCACAAUCUUCCAGAAGGUCUCCUGGACAUCAUUAUGACCGGUAAUCUUCAUCUGCAACUCCCAUUAUACUGCUUUCUGUUUAGAAAUGAAAGGAACCACUAAAAAAGCCAAGUCUCCGUUGUUCAAGGAUCCCAACGGCACAACAGAAGCAUUAGCCGAAAACGUGUUGUGCUCUCCGUAUUUUCGAAAAAUGAAAAGACAAAGGAACGCCACGGAAAAGCUGAACGUAUUGCAAUCAUUCCAGAUUGUUGGGAACUUCAAAAUUUGCAGUAUUUCCGAGUUCACAUUGGACUUGCGGCACUUGUCAACGAGAGUAUAGAUAGCAAGGCGCGCGUCGUUCUGAUCUCUCUAAUGCUUCUGUGCAAUCAUAUGUACAGUGGAUGUGAAAUAGCCGGAGGUUUCUACUUUCAUUUAUGCGACGUAGCAAAACGGGUUUUGAUGGAAGCGUCUCCUACGUACAUGACAAUCAAAGUUCACGUUAGUUUUUAAUUUAAAUUGUGUAUUCGAUGAAACAAGUUGCAGGAGGUCUUGGAACACCUUCCGUACGUAUUCUGGAAGUUCGGAAACCCAGCUCCAUUGAGCACUUUCAGUUAUGAAAGCUACUAUAAGUUUUCUUUGACCGGAUUCAAUCCGCAGCUUACAACUGGAUUUAUAGAGACGGCGGCUAUGAGGUUCGUUGCACAAGUCGGACGAAGGAUAUAAAAGGAUUUCAGGGUUCUUUUGCAUGUCGCCGCGCGACGGGAAGUGACGAGACGAGCCGUUGAUGCACCAUCUGAAGAUCUCGAUAUGUUUCUUCGAGAAACAUCAGAUUUGCGACCUUUUCACAUCAGCUGGAGUCACCGGAUUGAUCUACGGACAGCAGAAGAAACACAGUUACUAGCUGGUGCUGAUGCAUAUGGACAAGUUGACUUAGCAUUCGGAAAACUGGUUUCCAAGCAUAGCAAAGAAUCGACAACAUCAGACAUGAUUUUUGCGCAAAAUGACGAUGGGACUUGCUCCUGUCAUCGUUUUGUGGCAGCUACAGUUGCAAAUGGAUCACUAGUUGGGUUCAUAACGGAGCCAGUCACAGAACUUGCCCGCCCACUUCAAUUCAAUACUCUACGCUCACUGACAGAAAUGGCAACUGGAACGCCGAUCGAAAACGCAGUGGCUUAUUUGAUCACUCAUUUGAGAGUGUACAAAGGGCUCCUUCAUGGAAGACUCUCCGAAAAGAGGCGCUUUGUGGCUGCAAAACAGAUCCGUGGGAUUGCUGCAAGCAUCGAGAGCAAUGGAACGCAUUACUUUUUGCAAGUGAACGGAAUUCCAAUUCACAAUUAAUUCAUUAUUACGUUGUUCACAAUCUGUACAGUGAGUAAUUUGGACGUAACUACUUCGACUACUUCCACCCCCCUCCCUUCCCAUUCCAAGUUUCCAGAAGAUAAUCGAGUAAUAAGCAGUGACGAUAUCAAUUCUCAUUAUUUGAUCCUUUAUAAACGCUUAAAACACCUCUGAUGACAUGCCGAAGGUCAAAACGAGGGCAGCGAGCCACGUGGGGGCGGCCUCUCCACGUCCGCGUUUCAUCCUCAUUUCAUCCUCAUUUCACCCCCCGCGUCGUCCUCGUUUCAUCCCCGGCUUCCCCCCACACUAUCAUCCAGCGCAUUCUCUCCCACUUUCUGUCAUUAUUAGUGUCAUGAAGGCAGUGAAACCCGAAAAAAACAGGACGAGCCGGCCGGAAGAAGCGUUUUUCGCACAACUCUCGAUGGUAAUCAUCUUUUUGUGAAUCAGAUCCUCGUUCUUACAGAACUAUGUAACUUCGAGAAGCACGCUCAACGAACUUGUCAAACCAGCGAAAGAGCAGAAAUCUGCUGAAACUGCUCAGGAUUCUGACUGGACUAUUGCCAAUUUAGACGCUCCGUUGGUCAAGAUGGCAGCACCGAAAUCUACUCCAGAAGCGAGGUCGGGAUCUUAUGAGAAGCCGGUCAAAGUUUCUCAUUCUGACGCUUGGAUUCCGGCUGAAUUUAUGCGUCGGGCGUGUAUCGAUCCGGUUACGGGUCAUCCUUAUUCACGAGAAGACUGUGAUGUGAGUUAUUUGACAAUUAUAUUUCCAGAAUUUCGAGAAUUCCUUUCAGAGGAACAUCGACAACCUGCUCAAGACGAGGAGAAAGAUUGAUUACUACGGACUCGUCGAAAAUGCGUGCCAGGUUGACGUCGUCGUCGACCCUCAAACUUCCUAUCUAACUUCGGCGUUUUCGUUGCUCAUGGUAAAGUAAACAUUGACUUCCAUAUUCUUUAUUCUCUUUUCAGCUCGAAAAAGUGCGAAACGAGAAGAAAGUUAAGAACACUUCGGCUCCUGUGACUCAAAUCAACACGGCAAAAGGAUUCAACUUGGCGCAGGCAAAAGCGGUGGAUUCUCCUGUCGCUUUCCCCGGCGGACUCGUCAUAAAGGUGACAGAUAUGAUCACGACUGCUACAGUGCGCGUCAUAAUGAUAGCACACCCCCCUAUUUGGACGAUAUGGAGAGAACUAAAGAAUAUGACGGAAAAUGGUGAUUGCCAUUGUUUUCUACGCCUAAAAAAACCUACGUAGCCAAUUUUCUAGGUAUCCCACGCAAAAAAUAAGACUAGGGUACCAAAAAGUCGUUAAAACAGGCGCGUCAUAAAGAUAGCACACCCCUCAAAAAAUCAUACACUUUCAUUCAAUUCUUAACUUUUUCUCUGGGUUAUAACUUAUUUUUUUGAUUUUUUUAAUUAUGCUUUUUGAUGUUUUUUUGUUUAAUUUAUUCAUAUUUUGUUGGAGUUACAGUAGUACCAAAGUUUUACUACAGCAUCCAGUGUGAUGUGCAGGCUUCAGAAGAAGGAUGAUGUGCAGGCUUCACCAGAAUUUGGGAUUCACUUGAAUUAAUAUUUGGGAUUCUCCUAAAAGUACUCUCAUUCACUCCUCUCUCAAAAAAUAGGACGCUCUACUCUGCUGACCCAAUCCGAACAGGAUCAAAUAAAAGCUUAUGGAUCAAUUGGGACUCAAUCAUAGCGAUAUGUCUCGUCGUUUGGGCCGAUCAAGAAAUGCAUCAUCAACUUCUUGCGUGAUCCGAUAACGUACGGCGUGACAAAGUCUCCUGGACGACCAAAAAAACACUCAAUGAUCGCGAUGAACGUGCAGUGGUACGAACUGUAUCCAACUCUAUGAAGUCUGCCAAUGAUGCUAAGAAGGAGCUGAACCUUACGGUCUCCACGUCGACUGUCCUUCGUACAAUUCAACGUUUUAUGGUUAUCGGUCAUUUUAGGAAUCGGUUUCAUGAUUUGACGAACGAUAACUCCAGAGGACAGUCGACGUGGAGACCGUAAGGUUCAGCUCCUUCUUAGCAUCAUUGGCAGACUUCAUAGAGUUGGAUACAGUUCGUACCACUGCACGUUCAUCGCGAUCAUUGAGUGUUUUUUUGGUCGUCCAGGAGACUUUGUCACGCCGUACGUUAUCGGAUCACGCAAGAAGUUGAUGAUGCAUUUCCUUGAUCGGCCCAAACGACGAGACAUAUCGCUAUGA